Messenger RNA from Ambispora leptoticha, 3513 nucleotides. The record is from the annotation of a GenBank genome assembly. NCBI's taxonomy places the organism in Eukaryota, Fungi, Glomeromycota, Glomeromycetes, Archaeosporales, Ambisporaceae.
AUGUCAACUGACUUUAACCUUGAACUUGCAUCGAUACUUGAUGGCAAGGCCUCUAUUGAACACCAAAUAGAUAUUCACGAAAAUGACCAAUUUCCGUUAACUGACGUGUUAGCCGGGUUACGUUAUGUCAUGAACUACCGUCUAAAAGGAGGCAGGCUUCCAAAUUUGGAUCCUGACCUAAUGAAACGUUUAUGUGAAGGCUUGUUACUGAAUAUGUCUGAUACUGUGGGUGGGUUGUUGAAGAAGAAACUGACACCCGAGGCUGACGAAGCGUUUAUCCUUUUUGGAGAAUUUUUGGAAGAAGUCGAAGAGUUUCGCCAAGCAGUUGACCAAAAAAAUGUAUCUGAUCUUGCCAAUGCCAUGAAACUUCACCGUCGUUGUCGUAACGACGCGUCACCAGUAGUAAGACAGGCCGCCGUAGCAAUCAUUUACAUGUUAACUGAAUGGUUUCCACAGUUCUCUGAUUGGCGGGAGUUAGUCAAACGCGAGGAACAAAAUGAUGUCGAGAAGGUGAUCAAAGAAUUAUCAACCACUUUAAAAAAGGCGAAAAUGCCGCACCGUAAAGGCGUUCCCUUACCUCCUCCUUCAUUAUAUUUCGAUCGUGAUGUCAUUCGCUGCGUAAAAAUGUUUCGAACGUCUCUCACCGACGGACUUUCCUCAGCUAAUAUCUCGUCGUUUUUAGAAUACUAUGGCCCAAACAAGUUACCUGAUCCACCAAAACCGUCUAUUCUCAAAAUGUUAAUUCAUCAAUUAACCGAUUUCAUGGUUUUGAUUUUACUAGCGGCGACAAUUGUCACCGGGGCGGAAAAGGAUUUUAAAGGGAUGUCGGUUUUAUUGGUGGUUAUCGUUUUAAAUACGAUAAUUGGAUUCACGCAAGAGUAUAAGGCGAAUAAAGCAUUAGAAGCGCUUUCUAAAUUGGCCGUACCUCAGGCACAAAUUAUUCGUGAUGGUCAGAAAGUUGUGAUUGACUCAUCGCUACUUGUUCCCGGGGAUAUUGUAAUUCUUGAAGAAGGAGAUUCUGUUCCUGCAGAUGUCCGAAUAGUAGAAUGCUCUCAUUUUGAAGUGAUAGAAUCAAUAUUAACCGGAGAGAGUUUGCCUGUGUCUAAAAACACCAAAAAAAUUUGGACCAGGACACGAAGUUUACCUCUGGGUGAUUGUAAAGGAAAUGCAUUCAUGUCUACUAUGGUGGCAAAAGGCCGUGCUAAAGGCCUUGUUGUACGAACCGGAAGUAACACCGAAAUUGGUAAAAUUAGUGCUGCUAUUACUACUUCAUCAAAUAUGCAAACACCCAUCCAAAGAAAAUUAGCUCGACUUGGUAUAUGGCUUGUCGUGUUAGCUAUAAUAUUAUGUGUUCUUGUGGUGGUAAUUGGAUUGGCAUAUAAGCGAAAUUCAAAAGACAUGAUAUCAAUUGGCAUGAGUUUGGCUGUCUCGGUAAUUCCUGAAGGUUUAGUCGCUGUAACUACGGUAACAAUGGCUAUCGGAGUACGGAGAAUGGCUGCUCGUAAUGCUAUUGUUCGCACAUUACCAGCUGUCGAAACCCUCGGAAGCGUGACCGUCAUUUGUUCCGACAAAACCGGUACACUUACCGAAGGAAAAAUGGGCCCUAGUGAACUUUGGACUGCCGAUGAUUCUCUCUAUUCAUUUACUAAACCAACAAUAUUGGAUCCUAAUGAAGGCGAGAUUGAAUUUCUCUCGCCGGAAUAUCGCAAAAGAAUUGCUAAACUGGGUCGAGUUUCAAAUCCUAAAGUUUCGAAAAUUUUGUUAAAAAAAAUUGAUGGCGACAAUAAUAGUGAAUCAGCAAUAGAACCACAACCUGUGACUCGUGAACUAAAUGAUGCACCCGCUCAUAUGGUCGCUUUGAUACUCGCUGCUCAAAAAGGUGGCUUUUCUAAAGAAUUUUGGGAGAAAAAACAAGGAUUUACCAAAAUUCGUGAACAGCCGUUCGAUAGUGAACGUAAACUCAUGAGUGUGGUAUACAGAUUUGACUAUUCGAAUCUACCUGCAAAUUUAAAUCAAACUAAAAAAUACAUAGUGAUGGCAAAAGGUGCACCCGAGGAACUUUUACACAAGUGUACAAGUUGCCUUCCGGCUAGUGAUUCUUCAAAAUCACAAAUAACGUUCGAACAAAUAAUUGGCGAGAAAGAAGGCAUUCAAAAUGUUCCAUUAACUGAUGAUUUCAUUGAUAAAGUAUCCAAAGAAAGUUCACGAAUGGCGUCUAAUGGAUUGAGAGUUCUCGGGCUAGCAUUAAAAACCGUUCGGGUUGACGAUGAAUCUUUGGAAGCUUCGUCCUCUGAGGAAAUUGUUGUUGUCGUUGAUGAUAAUGAAUCAGUGGUGGAAUCUACGUUAAAUCCUGCUUUUGCCGAAAACGAGUUCACCUUUGUAGGGCUGAUUGGGCUAAUCGAUCCUCCAAGAGCAGGGGUAGCAGAAUCUGUGCAAAAAUGUAAAGAUGCGGGUAUUCGUGUUAUUAUGAUAACUGGUGAUCAUAUAGCGACAGCUACUGCGAUUGCCACUGAUAUUGGUAUAUUCGAACCUGGUAUAACUGGCAUGAGUCGGGCUAUUAGAGGUGUGGAAUUAGAUUUACUCUCUGACGAUGCAAUUGCCGCGCUAGAACCUUUUCCUAAUGUAUUUGCUCGCGUCAGUCCAAAUAAUAAACUCAAAAUUGUAAAGGCGCUACAAGACCUUGGCAAUUCGGUGGCUAUGACUGGAGAUGGCGUUAAUGAUGCACCUGCAAUAAAAACUGCCAAUAUUGGUGUAGCCAUGGGCAUAAGUGGAACCGAAAUCACUAAACAGGCAGCCGAUAUAAUUCUCACCAACGAUGAUUUUUCAACAAUUGUGACCGCGGUCGAAAUUGGUCGUCAAGUGUUUGAUAAUAUUUUGAAAUUCAUCGUGUAUCUUUUGGGUUGUAAUGGCGCCGAAAUUAUUAUAUUUUUGCUUUCGGCGUCGAUUAAUGAUGAUUUACCUUUUACGACAAUUAUGAUUUUAUGGGCGAAUAUUAUCGCUGAUGUUCCACCAGCCAUGUCUCUUGGGGUGGAACCCGGUGAAAAAGAUAUAAUGCGACGUCUUCCUCGGAAUCCAAAAGCAGGUGUAUUAGACAAAAUUGCCAUUGUAACACUCACCACGCAAUCAUUCGUCAUGGCGUUGUCAUCUUUUGGGAUCUAUCAAAUUGCACUAAAAAUUGAAAAUAAAAAUUUAGAAGAUGCGCGAUCUUUGGCUUUCGCGACUUUGACUACUUUGCAGCUCCUACAAGGGUUUUUGUCUAGGACAUUAAAUAUUAGUGUUUUCAAGAUGGGAUUUUUCGGUAAUAAGUGGAUGAUUGUCAGUAUCCUUGGUUCUUUCAUAGCAAUGUUAAUCGGUAUUUAUGUACCAGGAAUACGUGAUUGGCUCGAACUCACUCCUGUUCCUGGAUUCGGAUGGCUGAAAAUCAUCAUCUGUUGUAUGGUUUUGAUUUUGUCUAGUGAGCUUACCAAGUGGUAUGGUCGUCAUGUUCGAAAUUUGGCUGCUAAAGCAAAUUAG